This is a messenger RNA of Danaus plexippus (monarch butterfly), 2004 nucleotides long. It is a transcript of the gene B52, whose product is annotated as serine-arginine protein 55. Gene Ontology annotation, biological process: mRNA splice site recognition; alternative mRNA splicing, via spliceosome. The coding region runs from base 179 to 1297 and encodes 372 amino acids. The record is from RefSeq and is a predicted model, not a curated record. Gene Ontology annotation, molecular function: mRNA binding. Gene Ontology annotation, cellular component: cytoplasm; nucleus; ribonucleoprotein complex. Lineage: Eukaryota; Metazoa; Arthropoda; Insecta; Lepidoptera; Nymphalidae. The transcript has 11 exons.
CCAAUAGCGCUGUAUCCGCUUUCCGGUUUGUCGCGUGUAUGUACACUGUCGCUGGUGAGCACAUGCGUCGCUUGUAAUAAUUAUUUUAAAGUUAAAGAUAUUAAAAGUUAACUGAAUUACAUUGCUAGAAGAAAGAUAGUGAUACUGCUUCCGUUUGAAAUAGUUUGCUACCAAUAAAAUGGUUGGAUCCCGGGUGUACGUUGGCGGGCUGCCUUUUGGUGUUAGAGAAAGAGACUUAGAAAAGUUUUUUAAAGGAUUUGGAAGAAUAAGAGACAUCCUUAUUAAGAAUGGAUAUGGUUUUGUGGAAUUUGAAGACUACAGAGAUGCUGAUGAUGCAGUCUAUGAAUUAAAUGGAAAAGAAUUGCUUGGUGAAAGGGUGGUGGUGGAGCCGGCGCGGGGCAUCGACCGCAGCGCGGACCGCUACCGUCGCGACCGCUACUACGAGCGCGACCGCGGCCGAUCGAGAUACGAAUUUUCCGCCCGCAGUGACUACAAUUAUAGAUACGGGCCGCCGACGCGUACGGAGUAUCGACUUAUAGUUGAAAACCUAUCCAGCCGCAUUAGCUGGCAGGAUUUGAAGGAUUACAUGCGUCAGGCUGGCGAAGUGACUUACGCGGAUGCUCACAAGCAACAUAGAAACGAAGGGGUUGUGGAGUUCGCAACUCAUUCAGACAUGCGAGCUGCUAUCGAGAAAUUGGACGGUACUGAGCUGAACGGCCGCCGCGUCCGCCUGGUGGAGGACCGACGUUCGUCCAGACGACGCAGCCGCUCCUCUUCCUCAAGGAGCCGCUCACGGUCACGAGACAGGCGCCGCUCACGAUCCAGGUCUCGUUCUCGUGGCUCCCGCAGCCGCUCCAAAUCCAAAUCUCGUCCAAAGAGCAAGAGCCCAGCUGCCAAAUCUCAUUCGAGAUCUCGCUCCAAAGACCGCAGCCGUUCCAGAUCCGCUUCCCGCAAGUCUGAGCGCGGGUCGGCAUCACGUCCGUCCCGUGAGCGUUCCGCGGGACGGAAGUCCGCAGAGCGGAACGGAAGGUCCGCAUCGCGCUCCAAGUCUCGCUCACCUAUGGAUGAUAAAGAGACUGCUGCAAAAGCUAGGGAGCGAUCUCGCUCACGCAGCAAGGAGGCGGGAUCACCCAAACGAGAGGAAGAGCGUCGUGAGAGCAAGUCUCGUUCAAGGUCUCGCUCCCGGUCUGGAUCGCGCGAGCGGUCAGUCUCACGCGAGCGGUCGCGCUCCGCCUCGCCCAGGCAAAAUGGAGACGAACGGGCCGCCGACGAGCGCUCCCCGCGCAGCGGAGACUGAGGGGGCACUAGGGAGUGAUGCGGGGGCGGGAGGGGGGGAAGCUCACAGUGGACUGGAUGGACGGUUACAUGGCAAAGAAAAAUCGUACAUCUGUUACUAUCUGAGGGUUCCAUCCAAGCCCGCGUCAUUUGUUUUUUUAAUUAGAUGUAUGUUUUAGUAUAAUAUGAUCUCGUAAACUUUCAUUACAGUUCCAAAUGGGAGUUCAUUGACGGAAGCUAUUCAUGUUCGUAUGUGAUUUAGUUUUUGUACAACAUCAGUUGAUCGUUCUAGCCUCGAGGUCAUGUUUAUAGAAUCGAAUUGACAAACAUUUCUAUUAGAAUGUAAAUUAUAAAUGGUCAUUGUGGGCUAGUGAACUAUUUUUAAAGAAUAUAUUUCCUUAUUAAGUUAAAGAUGAUCAUUGAUAUGCACAUGGAUAUUUUUAAUGUUAGUAUCCAGCCAACUCCGUGUAAACCGAUGUAAAAUUAUUAUUAUUAUUAAGUAAUGUUUCUGUGUGCAGUUCAACUACCUUCUGUUUAUGGUAUAGAUGGAGGGUUUUAAGAAUUGUAAUAUUUGAUAGAAUUUUUCUUGUAAUUGUAAAAUUACAAUAGUACAUUUACCGAGUGUAGGUAAUUUAAAUGAAAUUUCAUUGACACCCUAUUCAAAUAGGCUAAGGUAUUUUGUAAAUACUGAUUGUUUUAAGGCACCAAAUAAUAAAUAAUUAAGUUGGA